Messenger RNA from Oryzias melastigma (Indian medaka), 2921 nucleotides. RefSeq names its product transmembrane O-mannosyltransferase targeting cadherins 4 (gene tmtc4). Gene Ontology annotation, cellular component: endoplasmic reticulum. Gene Ontology annotation, biological process: protein O-linked glycosylation via mannose; endoplasmic reticulum unfolded protein response. NCBI's taxonomy places the organism in Eukaryota, Metazoa, Chordata, Actinopteri, Beloniformes, Adrianichthyidae. The record is from RefSeq and is a predicted model, not a curated record. Gene Ontology annotation, molecular function: protein binding; mannosyltransferase activity.
GUGGUAGUGACGCAAAUCAGGAAGUGCCGAUACCGAACGUGCUCGUUUGUUUACAGCAGCAGGCUCCCCGUUUUUAUCUAGAAACCUGCUUACUCUUACUAAUUAUUAUCUCCUUUCAGAAACAUAUUUUAAAUAUUUUGAUAUUUCUGCAUAAUUAUUGCUAUUGUGCUUAUAUCGCUUUGUAUGCGUUCUUAAAAGCGUGUAGUUCGUUGAUUUUCUCUCAGAGCUGCUAAAGUAGAUAGAUAUUACUAGCUUAAACUACUUUGAAUGAAUGAUUCCGUCGCUCGUAUUUAAUCAGUGACUCAAAUGCAAAAAUGCACCGGCUUUUGUGACCGCGAAUGACUGUUUUUGUGGGUAAACGUGGGUUAGAGUGCAGCAUGUCAGCUAACAUGCAGGGAAGCUAACGUGGAAGUUGAACAGAACAUCAUGACCUCCGACAAUUCCAAUCUGGACAGAUAAGACACAAUGGCACAAAAUGAAUGAAAACCCAGAGCAUUAUGGCGUUGACUCAAGUGUACUGGGAUCACCACAUCCCUCUGCCAAAGCUUACCUCUUUGCAAGCCAAAGUCACUGUUGCCCUCGUGGCUUUGCUGUGCUUCAGUAACAGCUAUGAUGGGGAGUUUGUGUUUGAUGAUUCUGAAGCAAUUGUCAACAACAAGGACCUGAGACCAACAACACCCUUGAGCAACAUUUGGUUUAAUGACUUUUGGGGAAGCAAUCUGAGAAGCAACUCCAGUCACAAAUCCUACCGACCGCUCACUGUCCUUACAUUUAGACUGAACCACCUCAUAGCUGGAGGCCUCCAUCCUGUUGGUUUCCAUGUCCUGAACAUCAUCCUCCACGCUGUCAUAUCCGCCCUCAUGAUUGAUGUGUUUGCUAUACUGAUUGGUGGACUGGGCCGCGAUGAGGACGGGCAGAGGGUGAACCUUGCUCCCAAGACGUCGCUUCUUGCUGCCCUGUUCUUUGCUGCACAUCCAGUCCACACAGAAAGUGGCAAAGACAGGGCGAGACCUGGGGGGGGCUGCAAGAAAGGCAGGCUGUUGGUUCAGGCCUGCUGUAUGUAUCAAAGCAAGCAACCCCAGGACGCCAACCAUACUGUGGCGGGCAUCGUGGGCCGAGCUGACCUGCUGUGCGCUCUCUUCUUCCAGCUCUCUUUCCUCACUUACUGCAAAGCCUUCUACAAAGGGAGCGACAGGGAGGACGGCUUCUCUGUCCGCUGGGUUGCGGUCAGCCUCUUGCUUUGUGCUGCAGCCAUGCUCUGCAAGGAACAAGGCAUCACUGUUUUGGGUGUGAACGCAGCCUUUGAUGUCCUCCUGAUCUGUAAUGUCAAUGUGUAUGAACUCAGCCAGAGGCUGCUGUUCAGGAAAAAAUCCCUGGCUUUCAGUGAGAUUUUGUCAAUGGGAUUGCUGACACGCUUGGCUCUUCUGGGUCUUGGGGGGAUCUCAAUGCUGUACGGCCGCUGGAGGAUUAUGGGCACAGGACCGCCGGUGUUUACCGAAGUAGACAACCCCGCCUCGUUUGAAGAAAACAUCGUGAUUAGAAUACUGAACUAUAAUUACUACUACUCUCUAAAUGCCUGGCUGCUGCUGUGUCCCUGGUGGCUGUGUUUUGAUUGGUCCAUGGGCUGUGUGCCCCUCAUUAAGUCGGCCACUGAUUGGAGGAUGGUGUGGCUGCUGCUGCUCUGGUGCUUCUUGCUAGGCUUGAUAGGCCAAGCCUUAUGCUCACAGGACAGUCAGAGGAGGAGGACUCUGACCCUGGGCCUGGUGCUGCUGGUGGUUCCUUUUCUCCCCGCAUGUAACGUUUUCUUCAGAGUGGGCUUUGUCAUCGCUGAGAGAGUGCUUUAUCUGUCUUCUGCCGGCUACUGCUUACUGCUGGCAUUCUCACUGGGACACUGCUGCUGUCGCUGGACCAGAUACAAGAAGUUGCUGCUUGCCUUGACGCUGGCGCUCUUAUGCAUGUAUGUAGCUCGCUGUGCCCUCCGCAGCCAGCAGUGGCGGUCGGAGCAAAGCCUGUUCACCAGCGCGCUGUCUGUCUGUCCUCUCAAUGCCAAGGUGCAUUACAACGUGGGUAAGAACCUGGCCGACAGAGGGAACUCCACUGCUGCUGUCCGGUACUACAGAGAGGCUGUGAGGCUCCACCCGACCUACGUCCACGCAAUGAACAACCUGGGAAACAUCCUAAAGGAGAAGAAUGAGCUGAUAGAGGCGGAGCAGCUAUUGUCGAAAGCUGUGUCCAUCCAAUCUGACUUUGCAGCAGCUUGGAUGAAUCUUGGUAUAGUUCAGAACAGCCUCCACAGGUUCGAGGAAGCAGAGCAGAGCUACUUGAACGCCAUCCGCUUCCGCAAAAAAUACCCAGAUUGUUACUACAACCUGGGACGAUUGUACGCAGACCAAAACCGACAUGUGGACGCUCUGAACGCAUGGAGGAAUGCAACUGUGCUAAAACCUGAUCACAGCCUGGCUUGGAACAACAUGGUCAUCCUGCUGGACAAUUUAGGUAACCUGGCUCAGGCGGAGCUGAUCGGCAGAGAGGCGCUGAGGAUCGUCCCUAAUGACCACACCAUCAUGUUUUCCUUGGCAAACGUCCUGGGAAAAUUAGAGAAAUAUAAGAUCAACCCAAAUGCUGCUAGUUGCCAUGGCAAUUUAGCUGUGCUGUAUCACCGCUGGGGGAAGCUGGAGCUGGCUAAGAAACACUAUGAACUGUCUCUAAAGUUGGACCCCGAGGCUGCUGGGACCAAAGACAACUACAACAUGCUGCUACGCAAACUGGACCAGCUCAAACGCAAGACGCCCUGAGGGACACCCAAAGACACUCCAGCCCACUACCACACAGGCGUCUUCAUCCUUCCAUUUGAUAUUGACUGAUUUUUGGUAGUUUUGUCCUUUAAAAAUCUUGAAAUAAAAGCUAAAGUCUGUGUGUCA